Messenger RNA from Eleginops maclovinus (Patagonian blennie), 740 nucleotides. RefSeq names its product nuclear protein 1b (gene nupr1b). The record is from RefSeq and is a predicted model, not a curated record. Gene Ontology annotation, biological process: regulation of transcription by RNA polymerase II; negative regulation of cell cycle; negative regulation of cell population proliferation. Gene Ontology annotation, cellular component: nucleus. The transcript has 3 exons. Lineage: Eukaryota; Metazoa; Chordata; Actinopteri; Perciformes; Eleginopidae. The coding region runs from base 159 to 383 and encodes 74 amino acids.
CAUGUGUCUGUUAUAAAAGCCCCAGAGACCUCUGCAGAAACAGCUGCAUUCUGCCAACACCACACAGAAGUUCGUCGGAGUUUGGAAAGUUUGUUUACUUGUUAUUUUCUUGAGUUUGACAACCUUUAUUUCUCUUUGCACAUCCCAGAGAAACAAACAUGAGUCACGUCGACGUUAAAAACCUGAAGCCUUCCACCUUUGAGGAGGAGAACUACGACGAAUAUGAAUAUUACAAUCUAUCCGAUAAAUACACAGAAGGCUCAGCCCGUAAAGGCAGGACAAAGAAGGAGGCCAGUGACAACACUAACAGACACAACCCUUCAGGACACGAGCGCAAAAUUGUGGAGAAGCUCCAAAACUCGGAGAAGAAAGCCAAGGAGUGAAUAUUGAAACUGACUUUUUUUUUCUGAUCCAGGACACUCGGACGGCUCUUCCCGGACACCGACCAUAAUGGCCUAGCGGCUACAGAGCAAGACGCAGAGACGGCAGGAAGCACACUUGAUGUUCACCUGACCGUGAAGAAAAAGAGGAGGAGCCUGCAGACGUUCCAGAUGUUCAUACUGCAGCUCCCCUCCCUGCAGGGUGUUGUAGAGCAUCCCGCCCCCACCCCCCCCAAGGUGGAGGGGCAGCUGGUCCAUGUGCUGACCACGAUGGUACACAUGUGAUGGUGGGGGUGACUUCUGUUGUUUUCAGUGGAUUCUUUUAAACAGUUUUUUGUGAUUAAAACUUUUCCUAAAUGA